Molecule: messenger RNA, 4017 nt
Organism: Portunus trituberculatus (swimming crab)
Lineage: Eukaryota; Metazoa; Arthropoda; Malacostraca; Decapoda; Portunidae
Exons: 18
Coding region: 508-2886 (792 amino acids)
Source: RefSeq, a predicted model, not a curated record
UUAUAAUGAAGCUGAGCACGUUGGUGGUGGUGAGUGUUUAAGUCCGGGUGAAGCCCAUCUGACGCACGAAAACCGAGGAACUUGUACAAUAUCCGGAUCCGGACUGACAAUUGUAUUGGUGAGGCCCUGUACUGCACACUUUUCAUUCCACCGCGGGAGGCGUGAAGUGUGGGACACGCAGGGAAGCGUUCUGUGAAGUGUGACAAGAAAAAUCAAGAGUACGAGUGUGAGUGGUAUGGAAGUGGUUCAGUUAUGAGUGAGAACUUGACCUGUGAAGACGAGUGGGAGAGUCUGAGUAGUGUCCCGCUCACCUGCUCCUAGUGCAGUGCUGGAGAGAUCCCAGUAGUGUGUGGUGAGCUGUAAGACGCCAGCGGAAAAGGAGUAAGGGAAAACCCACACAAUCCCCGUAUGAAGUCAGAACAAUAGAGGAGAAAGAGGAACUCACUAGUGAAUCCACGACUCAAGGUUACGCUGCUUCCUUUCGACGUCACUCGAGGUUGUGUGUACAUGGACGUAGACACAACACGCACACAAUAUAAGGAGAUGCGCUUGUCGACAGCAGGGCUUCUGGCAUUAGUAAGCCACCUGGCACUUACAGGUGCAUGGGAUGUCAACUUCCAACGGACCAAGUGUUACAAUUAUGGUUUGAACAACCUAGCAGACCGCAUGCCCGUCUCCGUCAGCAACCUGGUGUCUCUGGUGGAGAAGAUGGAGGGCGCCCACAGCUAUGCGAACCCCGAUGCCAUAGCGGAGGCUCUCUUGCAUAGGUACCGAAUUGAUGGCAUUACGUACACCAACCCCACCACCUCCUCCUACUGGGACCCCAACGACUUCUACGAGGUCCAGAAGGCAGAGCUGCUAAAGAGCCUUGUCACCAUGGAUCAGACCGUGCCUGACUUCACCUUCGAGCCGCGGGAAGAGUGUACGCUGCACUUCAUGACGUCUCACAGUGUAGACCUCUACCCCCAUGCAGGCCUUGACUACGUGUGGGAAAACCCAAGGAUGCGACGGAAGAGAGAUGUUGGAUCACAAAAUCGUUAUGGCCUUCCAAUCAACAUUAAACCUGCCACUCAUCCCAUUGAAAAUGGUGUUAUAUGGACCCCUGCAGGACCAGUAGCAGCAGGAACCCUUCUUGCAGGAAUUAUGAUCACCGACACUUCCCAAGGACAGACCAUCUCCCAAAUCUAUCAGUCACAGAACUUGGAAUUCAUGCCUGACGAAAUGACACAGAAGCGGAUCAUGCCUCUGUAUGCUGCAACUCUAUCAGGUGACAUUGGUCAAACAGCUGUGAUUGGCUAUUUGGCAAAAGUGGGCAACAAUAAUUUCUACUUGGGACCUCAAGGAAUGUUUGCCAACAGUACAGCUGCCCCCAAGAUUUAUACUCUAGAGAGGAACUACGACGUUAAUGUCCCCUACCUGACCCGAGCUGAAAUCUACGCUGGCAUAGACAGUUUGCUGAUCCAGAAAGUGCUGAUGGAGUCAAGUAACAACCAGCUUAGUUUAUCCCAGGCCAUAAGGAUGUACUACAGUGACCAUGGCCUCCCUGGUUACCCUGACUACAAGGCCUGCAAUAGAAGAGAAGCAUUCAAGUCUUUGAAUCUUGCAGUCAUUGAAGAGCAGGCUCUGAAUUACAUGUAUGCUUACUCAGCAAAGAUUCCAACUGUCAGAGAGAGGAUUAAGGAAAAAAAAGAUGACUUCCAAAUGAUUGAACGUUAUUUUAAAGAAGCCCUUGGGGAAGCAUGGACUGAGUUUAGCAACUUUUUAAACAACUUUGACAACUCUGAAUAUGAACGAUGCACAACCUCCACUUCAAACCAGCUCUUGAGUGAGAGCAAGGUGGACCUGCUAGUGGUGUAUGGCUAUGAGGGAGGUGAGACAGAAACACAGAAGGAGCGUGACUACAUUUCACACCUUGGACAGAUGUUGAAUGUGGGUGUGGACAGGUCUCGCAUUGGUGUUUUGGACGGCAAGUCUGCAAAGUGGCUCUUCCCAAUGGCCAACUUAAGCAAUGUAGCUGACUGGGGUAGCAACUUUUCAGAGAGCACAAUAUAUUCCUAUGGCUCUGGAUCAGACAUGUCUGCUGUAAUGGAUGCACUCAACACAUACUACUUUAACUUUUACAAUCACAUGUGGAGUGAUCCCAAUAAUGCUUCAGCCAAUGCUCAGGUGGUGCUGUGGAAUGCUCCCACUAGUGUGCCAGAUCAAGAUAUGUUCAAGCAGCUUAUGGAUGAUUUUGUGUACAAAUAUCCAAAUGUUCACUUUCUGUUCGUGGGCAAGAGCAAGGGUUCUUUCAAUGAUUACAUGGUGGACCCAACCAAGGACUACUUCAUGAACAUUGGACAAGACACAUAUUCCUUUGCCAAGACAAUUGCAAAAAGGAUCCAUGAAAUUCCAACAGUGUUCACAUACCCAACGUGUGACCCGAACAAUGCUAACUUCACCAAUGUUGCUGAGAGUAGUCAUGUUUACACUGGCUAUGUUUCUCCAAACUACACCACCUUCAUCAAAAUUGCCCCAACAUAUUUCCGUUUUUCUGAAAAAGUCAUAGUUAAGGUGACUGAGGGUGAUGUCGCUAUGUGUGGCAGCAGGACCAGCAUGAACGUGGAUGACAAUGUGGACGACAGACUCUGUGAUCCCAACAACAACUUGGAAUGGUGGUUCUUGUGUGGCCGUUGGAUUGGGGAUUGUGACCCAAUAUAUCUCGCAGUCUCUGGCAGCAGUGCACGAUCCAAUGUCUAUUGCCAAGAUGCAGAGUGUCAGUAUCCCAAUCAAAUCAAGUUCCAGAUUCAGCAUGAAGGCAUGACAUGUGGGGCUUGGUCUGCUCCUCCCUCCCUUCUCCUGUUGGCUGUGGCUGUUCUCAUUAUGUUCCUUCAGCCAAAGCUCUGAACAACAGUACACUUAUAUCACUUCUCUCCCCCUUCUCAAAUUUUCCUUCAAGCUUUUAAGAACAGGAAAUUUUGAAUGUUUUGUUUUAGCUGCCUUAAUUUUUCACUUCAAAUCUAUAUUUUUUCACUGGCAUUAUUAUUGUUUUUACCAAGUCAUCUGUUGACCAUCUUAAUUUUACUUUAAUUUUAAUUGAAUACAUUUUUAAUAACAAGUUUCCAAGAAUGUGAUUCUAGAAACAAUAUCAGUAGUUAUAGAUUUCAUUUAAGCAAAGUUUAUUCCCACCAGAAGUUUUCAAACUUUAAGAAUCCUUCUAGUGCAGUGAUAAGAUUUCCUAAUUGCAGUGAUAAGAUUGGCAUCUAUUUCCUAAUUAUAUCAUGAGUUAUUCUUUAAUAAAUACAUUUGUAUAAAAAAAAAACACUUGGAUUUGAAACAAAAACAUGUGUGUAGAAAAAAUGAAGUUGUAUGUGACAAAGGUUGUGUGUAGAAAAAAUGAAGUAUGUGACAAAGGUUUUUUAUGUUGUGUGGUGUGUGUGUGUGUGUGUGUGUGUGUGUGUGUGUGUGUGUGUGUGUGUGUGUGUGUCCCCCAUGAUUAAUUCUAAGAUCAGUCAGCAGUGUAGUGAUUUGUAACAAAACAUGAGUAUCAUAGAUAUUCACUUAUGAAUAAUAGUCUUUGUAUAGUGAAAACAUAUUGUGUAUUUAGUUAAUUGUUUGUAAAUUUUUAUAAAGUUUAUUCUUCUAGACUCAGUUUAUAUGUAAAUAUCACUUACUAUUAUCAAAUUAUAAUGACUGUGUGUGUGUGUGUGCAUGUGUGAAUAUUUUAUCUACACUUUCAUUUCAUAAGUGAAUUAUCUAUAAGAUAUCUUAAUGUCAGCCAAAAAGUAUCUUCACCUUUAAAUUACAUUUUUUUCCCUGAUUUUACUUUAGGUGUAUUAUACUUCUGCUCAGAGCAGCUCUCUUAUAUAUAUUAUAACAACAGGAUGUGGUUGAAGAUACUUUAUAACUGAUAGUAAACUGUCAGAACCAUUCAGGGUAUCACUGUGGCAGCAACAGGCACAUUACUUAUAGUCCACUAAGUUUUGUACAACUAGGUAAAUAAAAAAAAUAGAAUAAAAAAAAUCAAACCACAUUCAA